Molecule: messenger RNA, 1621 nt
Organism: Syngnathus acus (greater pipefish)
Lineage: Eukaryota; Metazoa; Chordata; Actinopteri; Syngnathiformes; Syngnathidae
Gene: bdkrb1
Product: bradykinin receptor B1
Exons: 1
Coding region: 1-1071 (356 amino acids)
Biological process (GO): G protein-coupled receptor signaling pathway; neutrophil chemotaxis; immune response
Cellular component (GO): membrane
Molecular function (GO): bradykinin receptor activity
Source: RefSeq, a predicted model, not a curated record
AUGGAGCCCACCACACUGCAGCCAGAGGCAACUUCGUGGCCUGAGAACAGCACCCUGUUAAACUCUCUCACAUCCACGGAAUUCCUCACCGUGCGCACCAUCGUGCCCCCUUACAUCAUCGCCGUAACCGCGCUGGGCCUCCCUUUGAACGCCUUCGUCCUCUGCGUGUUCCUUUCGCACAAGGAUCGUCUGACGGUGGCCGAGAUCUACCUGGGUAACCUGGCGCUGGCUGACUUUGCCCUCCUGUGCGGUCUCCCCUUUUGGGCCGCCAACAUCCUCAAUAGUUUCAACUGGCCGUACGGCGACGCCUUAUGCAAGAUGGUCAACAUGGUCAUGACGGUGAACCUCUACACCAGUGUCUACACGCUGGUCAUGAUCAGCGUGGACCGCUACCUGGCUAUCGUGAGGACCAUGAAAGCGAGGUGGCUCCGACGGACGCGGUACGCUAAGAUCAUAUGCGUGUUCCUCUGGAUUUUGGGGCUAACGCUCAGCACACCAAGCAUUCUCCACAGAAAGACGAUAGACUUUGAAGAAUUCCAGAUGACAGCCUGCAUGUUGGACUACAGCCACGGUAGCUCGUGGAAGUUAGCCAACCAGGUUCUGUUGAAUGCCAUCGGCUUUGCUGUCCCCGCUCUGGUGAUUGUCUCCUGCAGCGUGGCUAUCGUCAAGACUUUGCGACAGAGAAAGGAGAACGUAGGUCUCAAGGAUGUUAAUGACACCAAAGCGUCGUUUCUAUUGUACGCCGUCACUCUGCUAUUCAUCCUUUGCUGGGGGCCCUAUCAAGUGUUCACCUUCCUUGACACGCUCUGUGACAUCCACGUGCUGGAUGUCACAAGGUGGUCCCACACUCUGGAUAUCGGGGGGCAGGUCUCGGCCUACCUCGGAGUCCUCAACAGCGCUCUCAACCCUGUUCUCUACGUCCUCUCCGGGCAGUACUUCAGGAAGAAAGUUAGGGCCAUCUAUAGAAGGGCUCUGAACAAUCGCAGGGGAUCGGACAUAACCACCUAUCAGCGCUCUGUCGUGUCCACUUACAUUCAAAGACCAGAGCAGAUUAAGCCUGUGGUGAUUUAGGAUGAUAAUCAUCUCACCAAAAUCAUCAAAGUAUGACAACCACAAUUGUCAAAAUAUAGACAAAUAUUUUGGACCAGAAUGAACAUAUUUACAGGAUAAAGAAACAUUGCACUACGGUACAUGUAGUGCAAUGUAGCACUUUGGCCACAAGGGGUCACUGUUGAUUCCGGCAGAACUCACAACGCAGAAAAACAAAAGAUUACCCUGAACAUCUAUCUUGAUUCUUGAAGUGGGUGAAAUGCAAAUGUACUUUUUAGAAGUGUGAUGGGUUCCAGGACAUUUCAAGUGGUAUAGGACACGUGAUAUUUAGAAACAUUCGGCCAGCAUAGAGCCCAAAGAGUUAAUGCUAUUUUUGUUUUAUACCUGGAUGUAAACAAGCAUGAUUUAUUCCCUCGACACUACACGCAUGACACUUGCUAAUGAGAAAAAGGCCUGAUGAGGUGCAUGUGCAAUGCCAUGUGAGUGCUUCUCCUCCCUCCAUCCCUUUUUCCAUCUAUCCAUCCAUCCAUUCGUUUCACAUAAUGCGUUUCAUCUCAAUAACGGCAAAAAA